Molecule: messenger RNA, 516 nt
Organism: Clonostachys rhizophaga
Lineage: Eukaryota; Fungi; Ascomycota; Sordariomycetes; Hypocreales; Bionectriaceae
Source: the annotation of a GenBank genome assembly
AUGAUGCUCUACCGUGUCAUUAUUGCUGCCGGCCUUUUUGUCACUGCCCUCGCAGACGGCCCCGCCAUCGUGUCGGCCCUUGAGAAAAUCACUGGCGAUACAAAGUCUCUCAAUGACGACGUUUCAUCAUGGAACGGCGGUCUGCUAGGGACGAUUCCCAUCGUCGCGGGCUCCACAACGCUCCUCGCCUCCAUCCACGAGGGUCAAAAGACGGCCGAGGCCUCGGAGCCACUGACCCUCCUCGACGCCAUCGGUGUCGCCGUGGCCACGCAGGCCCUCGCCAAAGAGGUCAACACUACCAUCUCAACCAUUGUCGCCGCCAAGCCCAAGUUUGACCACCUAUUGCUAAGUCCUGUUAUUUUGAUCAACCUUGGGCUCGAGAAGAAGGCUACGGUUGGGUUUAGUGAUGCUAUUAUCGAAAAGUUGCCUGUGGAACAGCAGCCGCUCGGGGCACAGCUUGUCAAGCCAAUUUUGGAUUCUUUUGAUCUGGCUAUUGAUGUCUAUAAUCCAUUCUAA